This is a messenger RNA of Formica exsecta, 2352 nucleotides long. RefSeq lists its product as uncharacterized. Lineage: Eukaryota; Metazoa; Arthropoda; Insecta; Hymenoptera; Formicidae. The transcript is spliced from 4 exons. The record is from RefSeq and is a predicted model, not a curated record. Bases 146 to 2326 code for a protein of 726 amino acids.
GACUAAAUCCUUGGCGCGGAAAUUGGCAAAUGAAGCUCUCAGAUCGCCGCAAUUGCAACGCAAUAUAAAAAAGUUGGCAAAUUUAAGCGAGCCUCGAUAUAAUCAUUCUAAAGCGGUAAAAGACUUACUGGUAGAUCAAAAAGAGAUGGAAAGUGUGUUUAAACCGGCGGUAAAUAUGAGAAAGCUAAGCAAGUUGUCGAAUCAUAAAGAAAAAAGGAAAAGGACGAGGAGUAAACAUAGGCACGGAAUAAGACAGCGCAAAGUUUAUCCUUGGUUACACAGACAAAAUUAUAUUAAGAAGGAGCCACGAAAAAUAAAUCCACCUGCUAAUCAUAUCGACAUAAAACAGCCGAAUAUCAUAAAUGAUGAAACGAACAACUCAAUAAUAAAGAAUAAUAUUCAACGAAACUCUAUAACUGAAAACGAUGCCCAUCGUUCCUUAAAAAAUAACAUCGCGAACUCUUCGCAUUCGAAGCGACAGUUUCGGAAAAUCGAUGAUGCAAUUUCAUCAAAACAUGAAAACAUGAUAAAACGCUUAAGGCGAAAGAAGAAUUCUCGAAAAAAGGAUCAAAGAAUCGAACAUUCCGAGUAUUAUAACAACAAUAAUCCCGAGGCAAUUAAAGUACAAUUGAAACGAGACGAAACGGAAAUUGGAAACGAUAGAAUAGCCAGGCAAAUCUCGAACAGCAGUUCUAUCUUCAACAACAAUCCGUUCGACCAUCGUUCGCAGUUUAAGCGACAAUUCUCAAACGAAGAUUCCUAUGAUAAAGAUUUAAUUUAUGACGAUUCAUUGAAACCUUGGGAGAGCGGUCGUUCCCUGAUCGCUCAAUCAGAGGAAGAUAAUGCUAUCGAUUACAUGACCACGUAUUCUCCGAUAUUAAUCGAUCAGAAAUUCAAUCCAGGUAGCCUGUAUUAUAUUCCCGACGAACGAACUCAAAAAGAUCCGACGUUUAAUCAAUUUCAAAUAUCGAAUAUCGAUCGAUCUUCUAAAAAGAACGUAUUGUUUGCCAAUGGAAUAGAAACUUCUACUAAUACUUUUAUUAAUUCUGAUCUCGAUCUGGCGCAGAUUCUUACCACCAACGCGAAUACCAUCUUCGGUCACCAAAUCGAAACCGAGCAAAUUCCUAGCGAAGUGCUACAAGAUCAGAAUAGAUUGAACAUUCUUCAUUUACAUCCUAAUUUAAGUAUCGAAUCAGAGAUGAGCAAACCUGAAGAAAUGCAGGUGCUUUAUCCCAACGCGAGGGGCCCGACAGGAGCUUCGAUGAACGUACCGCACAUCCUUCGUAAAGUUCCCGGUACUCUGAACGUAUACGUUGCGGAGAAAAAUGCUGGGCCCGCAUCUGCGUUCAAUGAAUACAUUUAUUCUGUCGGUCCUACAAGACAGCCUCCGCACAAAGUCAAUAAUCACGUUUCGGUUCUUUCUCACUCGAUUAUCAAUCGACCGGUAGAGCAUAUUUUGAUUCCCGAUCGAGAGAAAUAUGUCACACCAGAUCGAUACAAGAGUAUCGAUCAAAAACUAGCAUUGGCCGAGGAAGUUCGCAAAACGAAACAGAAAGCGGCUGCUCGAAUUUUCCACGAACGAUACAAAAAUGACAAGAACGAAGAAUUGACGAAUAGUAAGACAUACGGCGAUUUUGCACCCGCGACGAAGACGAUGGAAGAUACACGACGGGCGUAUGUUUCUUCGUUAAACGAAACCAAGGAAGUCGCGAAUCAAAUACUAGAAAAGAUUGUCAACGAACUGGAGGAGAUUAAAUCAGAUCGAGCGACUGAGAACGAACAAAUAGAAGGUUUACCUUGCAAGAUAUCGGGAUCGUGGGUAACCACACAGGGUGGAAUGCAAAUCGACAUGAAAAUCGCUAAUUGUACCAUAAACGUGACUCUCGCGAGAUUGUCGCCACCGCCCGCUCAUCAGGGUUUUCUGGAUCUCACCUGGAAUCUGACCGGAUACGCGCCGUUCGUGGCGGGUGGACCGUUCUCCUUGCUCGGCAUUGACAAUCGCACGAAGUCUCUGGCGGUAUUUGCAGGUGCGUGCAGAGUAUGCCAAGGUAUCGAUACGAUAGUUGGGGUUUGGUCGAUCGCUCAUAAUCCGCGGGACUGUGAGGACUUUCAGAUAGCCACGAAUAUUUUUAACGACAUAUUUCGCCGUACUAAACUAUCAUCGGAGAUGAAAAGAAAACAUCGAGAGAUCGUACGAUUACUUCAGGAAAACGACAAAGAGAACGCAACACUAGCCUCGACCUCGAAUAAUACAGUACAACAUAAUACCACGUUACAACAAAAUAAUACGUUCCAACAGAAUAAAGUAGAGAAAGGAAAAAUUUAGAUAUAUUUAGCGAAGAAACUUUCUUA